GAACCUGUACUUACAUAUGAUUUAUAUUCACAUUGAAGAACAAUCGGAGAUGUGGAAUAUGUACUUCAAAAGGUCUGCGCUUAUUCUUUGCCCAUACUGACCAUAUUGUUGAACAAAAUAGGCGGUUCUUGAACCUCGUAUUCGUCAUAAAACUUCCUCACGUCCUAAUGUCAGAAACUACUGGAAAAUUUAUUUUUUAAUGACAGGCAUUGAAUGCAAAAAUUGAGGAGCUGGAGCGUUCCAUUCAGAGACUCUUCAAUAACACAAAAAGUUGAAAGAGAAAAGUAGUGCGGGUCGCAAAGGUGAUUCUUCAUAUAUCCCAAUACUAAUGGGUGUUGAAGACGAAAGAAAGGCAAAUGACAAAGUCCAAAAAAAUACCACUCUAAGACUGUCACUCGCAAUUACACCUUGUCCUGCAAUGAGUGAUAGUGAGGGGAGUUAGCAUGGGAACUCAUACUAUGCAUUUGACAGGGAUCAUUGUGGCCUGUUAUUCAUGCAUACUUUAUCCUCCUCUUCGCACUAAAACCACAUGCAGUGUUAGCGAUCAAACUGCGACAAACUUUUGUUGGAAUCCUUCGUAACUGUUAUCUCUUCGAAUUUCUCGGUCAUCGGUCUAUAAUGUGGAUAAAGAAUCAUUGAAUGCAUAGUUAUUUUCUUUAGAGAUUAAUAAAGUGAGAGGUUUCUCAUGAUUGUUUGAAGUAUCUGAAACAUUUGGGUUCAUAAUUUUCACCAGAAUCAUGUCCCCGGCCAUGUCACUGUCUCUGAAUAACCUUUUAUCGAUAAAACUGAUUGGCUUUUUCAUGAAAUUCGCUGGUGUCUGGACAUCGAGCAGCUCUAUGGGCGCGAGAAUCCUCAAAUUUGCAACGAUUUUUGCACUUAGCGCAAAUCUCAUCAUGGUUUUCAUCGUUCUUAUUGAUAUUUAUUACUGUCAUAGUAAUUUCGAUGAAAUAGCUAAUGGAUUUCUCAACUUUUCGAUAGCCGGAAUGUCAUCAUACAAGCUGGCUGUCAUCAUACCCAUUCGCGAGAGAUUUAUAGAUUUGAUUUCACAGGCGAAUAAGAAUUUUUGGUCGAUAACCUACGACAGAAAUGAUCUAAGAGUCAUGAAUGAGUUCAUGACUAAAUGCACUUAUAUGGUUGUGUUUAUUUCCUUCAUGUGUAUUAUGGCAUUGCUGACAUACAUGGUGGAGCCGUUCAUAUCGCAUACAAAUAAGGAUGGAAUUGACAGAAAGCUUCCCGUCAAUCUGCACUUCAGUUUCAUUCCGAUAUCCACAACGCCGUGGUAUGAAAUAUUGUUUAUAAUACAGUUUUCAUCAGGCUUUUAUUGCGCCAUAUGCUUUCUCUGCUUCGACACUUUCCUCUGUGGAAUAAACAUGACCUUAGUGGGGCAAUUCACGAUAUUGCAAACGAAAUUGCAAGCUAUUUACGAUCACACCGAGUCAACAAUGUUGGAUGAGGAUAAUAUCUGUUUACGUUUCAUUAAAUUCGUAAGGAUACAUCAGGAAUUAAUAGCAUGUGCUGAUAACGUCAGGGAGCUUUACAAGAAUUUUGUCAUAGGUUUUGUAUUUUUUCUCAGUCUCUUGAUCGGCAUGGAAUUAUUCCAAAUAAUGAUGUCUGCUGACCUGUACAUUCGCUUACGAGGGAUGUUGUACGUCUGUAAUACAACUGGUCAGUUGUAUCUCUUCACUUUUGCAUGCAAUAGUCUUGCAGAAGUGAGCUUUGAGGUAUCUAAUGCAGCUUACGGGGUUCGAUGGCACUCCAUACGAUCUGAUCGUGUAAAAAAGAAGUUGAUGGCUGGUCUCCAAAUUGUCAUCAUGAGGUCUCAGAAACCCUGUCAAAUGAUGGUGGGAAAUUUCGCGCCUGUGACGCUAAAAACAUUUACAUCUAUCUGUAAUACGGCAUUUUCCUGCCUAACUCUCAUGAGAACCAGCAUUCAAAGAGAGAAUUAACAAACAUAAAGUAUGAGAUCGAUUCCUAUAUUAAAUUCUAAUUCUUAAUCCUUAUUAAAUUAUUCUUCAAUGUAAUGGA
Molecule: messenger RNA, 2025 nt
Organism: Diachasmimorpha longicaudata
Lineage: Eukaryota; Metazoa; Arthropoda; Insecta; Hymenoptera; Braconidae
Product: odorant receptor 67c-like
Exons: 6
Coding region: 738-1946 (402 amino acids)
Biological process (GO): sensory perception of smell; detection of chemical stimulus involved in sensory perception of smell
Cellular component (GO): plasma membrane
Molecular function (GO): odorant binding; olfactory receptor activity
Source: RefSeq, a predicted model, not a curated record